Messenger RNA from Anopheles arabiensis, 1815 nucleotides. RefSeq names its product peroxidase-like. The transcript is spliced from 3 exons. The record is from RefSeq and is a predicted model, not a curated record. Gene Ontology annotation, molecular function: heme binding; peroxidase activity. Bases 29 to 1720 code for a protein of 563 amino acids. NCBI's taxonomy places the organism in Eukaryota, Metazoa, Arthropoda, Insecta, Diptera, Culicidae. Gene Ontology annotation, biological process: response to oxidative stress.
UCGAUCGUGCCGAGCGGAUCGCUACAAAAUGUGGCUCGUAACGCGAUUGUUUCUUGUGCUGAGUGCCAUCGUGGUGCAGCAUGUUUUGGCACAGUGUGACAGCAGUUCGCCGUACCGUACGUUCGACGGUACCUGUAACAACCUGCAAAAUCCAUCCUGGGGAUCAGCCAACACACCGUACGGAAGAUUACUCCCGGCCGAAUACGGCGAUGGUGUGUACGUUCCACGUCGUUCAAAAACUGGAGCCCAACUACCGAGUGCUCGACUGCUGUCGAUGACGAUGUUUAACGACCAAAACAUACUCGAUCCACGAACCACCCUAGUGAACAUGCAGUUCGGACAGCUUGUCGCUCACGACAUGGGUCUACGAGCAGGCAGUUCCGAUCAGGUAGCGUGUUGCCAGAAUGGAAGAGUCGUCGCCAAUCCGGGUCGUCGAUGCUUUGCAAUUCCGGUCCGUCCAGACGACCCGGUCCUAUCCGCCGGUGGGAUUCAAUGUCUGGAACUAGUACGCACACUCAACACCUGUGACGUUAACCCAUCGAGCUGCGCCAACCGUCAACAGGCGCAGCAAUUGAAUGCGGCCACCUCGUUUCUGGACCUGUCCGUUGUGUAUGGUAACAGUGGACAGCAGAAUGCGCAGCUGCGUGCGUUUGUUGGCGGCCGGAUGAAGGUGGACAAUCGGAACGGUACCGAUUGGCCUCCACGACAUCCGCAAGCCACUAGUGCCUGUACGUUGAACGCUGCCACCGACACCUGCUAUUUGACCGGAGACGAGCGAAGCAACAUUACGCCAGAAUUAACGAUCCUGCACGUGGCGUUCUUGCGCGAGCACAAUCGCCUCGCUCAACAGCUGUGCAAAGCGAGACCACUGUGGAACGAUGAGAAAGUGUUCCAGGAGGCACGACGCAUCAACAUUGCACAGUAUCAGCACAUCGUGUACUACGAAUGGUUGCCGUAUUUCCUUGGGAUAGAUCCAAUGACCCAGCGCGGUUUAUUGGUGCGUACGCGCGACUAUGUUAAUGAUUACACGCCGUCGAUUAAUCCAGCCUCGCUCAACUCUCACGCCAAUGGUGCAUUCCGUUACUUCCACUCGUCCAUUCUGGGAAGCUUAAGUCUUCACCAGGAAUCGCGAGCAUUUGCCGGUGCGAUCAACAUCAACGAUCACAUGUUUAACCCCACGGUGCUGGAGCGAAACGAUGGCUACCGGAUGCUGACGCGCGGCAUGACCACGCAACCGAUGGGACGGAACGAUUUGAGCUUUGAUCCCGAAAUCAAACACUUCCUCUUCCGGAUGCGCGGUCGCUUCGGUACCGAUCUGAAGGCGCUGGACAUACAGCGCAGUCGCGAUCACGGAAUAGCGGGUUACAAUGCAUUUCGACAGUACUGCGGAUUAGGUCGUGCUACUCGGUGGGAAGAUUUUGUGGAGCUACGUGGACCAAGAGAUAUUCAACUACUUAGCUCACUCUAUAGUACCGUGGACGAUGUGGAUCUAACGGUGGCUGAGUUCUUCGAGAGACACAUACCCGGUACUCAGGCCGGUCCCACUUAUCACUGUAUUCUGAUGGAGCAGUUCCUGCGUACGGCCAGCAUGUCGCGCAUACUGUGCGACAAUACGCCAGGUGUGGCGCAGAUGCAGCAGCGUGCUUUCCAGCAGAUCUCGGACGUGAAUCCGUUGGUACCGUGCACGAUGAUGCCCUCACUCGACACACGUCUGUGGUAAAGUGUUUUUCCAUUUCAUGUGUGGUGCAUAUUUUAAAAUGUGUUUUCUAGAAAAUUUAUUAAAGGAACCACAUUUAGAGUACAGAUAUCACGAAA